AUGGCGGCGGGAGCCGGGGUCCCCGCACCCCUCCCCGCACCCCUCCCCGACUUCCCUCCCCCUUCCCCAAACCCCCCCCGCGUCUCCGAGGCUUCCCCGAGCGGGGGCGUCCCUCCGCUGGUGGAUUUGGCGCUGGGGGCCGCGGCGGGCUGCCUGGCUUGUGUCCUCACCAACCCGCUGGAGGUGGUGAAGACGCGGCUGCAGCUGCAGGGGGAGCUGCAGCCCCCCGGCGCCCACCCGCGGCCGUACCGCGGCGUGCUGCGCGCCCUGGCCGCCGUGCGCCGCGCCGACGGGCUGCGGGGGCUGCAGAAGGGGCUGGCCGCCGGGCUCCUCUACCAGGGGCUGAUGAACGGGGUCCGCUUCUCUUGCUACUCCUGCGCUGAGGACGCCGGCUGGACCGGGUAUCCCGGCGGGACCGUGGCUGCCGGAGCCGUGGCUGGGGCCGUGGGAGCUUUCGUGGGCAGUCCCGCGUACCUGGUUAAGACUCACCUCCAAGCCCAGACUCUGGGGGCCGUGGCUGUGGGCCACCAGCACAACCACAAGAGCAUCUGUGGGGCUUUCAGGAGCAUCUACCAGCAGCACGGCGUGGCGGGGCUGUGGCGGGGGGUGACGGGCGCCGUGCCCCGCGUGGCAGUGGGCUCAGCCGCCCAGCUCGCCACCUUCUCCUCUGCCAAGGACUGGGUCUGCCAGCACCAGUGGUUUGGGGAGGGCAGCUGGGCUGCGGUGCUGGCGGGGGGCAUGGUGAGCGGCGUGGCCGUGGCACUGACCAUGACGCCCUUGGAUGUGGUCAGCACCCGUCUCUACAACCAGCCUGUGGAAGCUGAUGGCACGGGCAAGCUCUACCGGGGUUUAGUGGAUUGCAUCCUGCAGAUCUCCAGCAGAGAGGGGCUGCUGGCUUUGUACAAGGGCAUCGGUGCCGUCUACCUCCGCCUCGGGCCUCACACCGUCCUCAGCCUCUUCUUUUGGGAUGAGCUCAGGAAGCUGGUGCGGCCCCAGCAGCCCCCUGGCUCCGGGGACGGGCUCCUGGCCCUGCACCGCUCUUAA
Messenger RNA from Colius striatus (speckled mousebird), 1044 nucleotides. It is a transcript of the gene SLC25A34, whose product is annotated as solute carrier family 25 member 34. Lineage: Eukaryota; Metazoa; Chordata; Aves; Coliiformes; Coliidae. The transcript has 5 exons. Bases 1 to 1044 code for a protein of 347 amino acids. The record is from RefSeq and is a predicted model, not a curated record.